Messenger RNA from Pangasianodon hypophthalmus (striped catfish), 3368 nucleotides. RefSeq names its product G-protein coupled receptor family C group 6 member A-like. Gene Ontology annotation, molecular function: G protein-coupled receptor activity. The transcript is spliced from 6 exons. The record is from RefSeq and is a predicted model, not a curated record. Lineage: Eukaryota; Metazoa; Chordata; Actinopteri; Siluriformes; Pangasiidae. Gene Ontology annotation, biological process: G protein-coupled receptor signaling pathway. Gene Ontology annotation, cellular component: membrane. Bases 231 to 2741 code for a protein of 836 amino acids.
AAAUCUAUACUUCAAUCACAUCUUGAUUGCUUUAUUUCAAAUCAGCACAGUAAGGGUUAACAGUGUGGCACUGGCUGUUGUACCUGUUCUACUACCUUUCAUCCAAAUUACAGGAAGAUACAUAUUUCAGGGGGUGUUUAUCUCUGCAAAUUGAAAGUUCAGAUUUCUUUUUCAUUCCACCAGAAUGAAAGGUUAAGACAGAACGUUUAUGUUUUUCACUUCUUCACAACAUGACAACCUGUGUUCCUCGUCUGUGUCUUUAUGUGCUGGGGGUGACUAUGAUGCUAGGAUUGGUGGCACAUUGUGAUUUUAAUCAGUCUCAUUUUGGAGCUUACUUACAUGGAGACAUUGUCAUUGGAAUUCUAGCAUCAAUUCAUUCUAAAGUAAAAGACCUUCAUGAUCGGAUUCGCCCAGAAAUGUAUACUUGCACAGACUUUGAUCAAAUACCAUUUGUGUCAUCUUUAGCUGCAAUUCACACAGUUGAAGAGAUUAAUAACUCUGGCUUCCUUCCUGGCAUUAAGCUUGGAUAUCUGAUGUGUGAUCCUUGUGCAUAUGGUACCAAAGCUUUAGACUGUGUGGAGCGCAUGCUUGCUGUUAAUGGGCCACCUACAGUCCACUCUGACUACUCAAACUUCACUUCACCCAUAAAAGCAUUCUUGGGUGAAAGAUACUCAGAAUUAUCUAUUCCUGUUGCAAAAUUACUCAGUCUCUACAUGAUUCCCCAGAUUAGUUGCACUUCUACUGCACCAGCACUGAGUGACAAAUUACGCUACGCUUCCUUCUUUCGCGUUGUCCCAAGUGACAUGUACCAGACUCAGGCACUGGCAAAGCUCUUGAGACAUUAUUCCUGGAACUGGGUUGGGGUGGUUACCAUUGAUGAUGAAUAUGGCAGAGCAGUCCUUGAGAACUUUGUGCAGGAUGCACAGGAAGAACAUGUGUGUCUCCAGUUCCAGGAAGUGUUACCAAAUUACCUAGGUUUUAUACAUAUGGAAGAGAAGAUAAAGAUGGUAGCUGAUCGUAUUGAAUCCUCGAAUGCCACAGUUAUUCUGCUUAUUCUAAGACCAGAACUUGUGCAGAUGCUCUUUACACAGAUGAUCAAGAGAAAUAUUAGUCGGGUCUGGAUUGCUAGUGAUGCCUGGUCUACAACAGGGUUCAUAAUGAAGAUGAAAGACAUUAACAAAGUGGGAGAUGUAUUUGGUUUUACCUUUAUCACUGGGGAAAUUCCUGGUUUUAAAGGCUACCUGCAGAACCUUAGACCAAGUCCAGGCGCAAGGAAUGAUUUCAUCAGUGAGUACAAACAAAUGUGGUCCAACUGCACCCAGAGUCAGCAAUCAGAGAACUCAUUUCUUUUGGAUUGCAAUAGCUACCUUCUUCAAAACGUGGAUCUGACAGAGGCUUACGGUCAGAGAGUGGCAGUCUAUGCCAUUGGUCAUGCCAUCAAGACACUUUUAAAAUGUGACAGCAUUUCCUGCUCUGGAGACACAAACAUCCUGCCUUGGAAGCUUAUAAGCAUUCUUCGUGAGAUUCACUUCACCUUGGACAACCAGACAUAUUUCUUUAAUAAAAAUGGUGAUUUUGAAAAUGGUUAUGAUCUUAUCAUGUGGAAGAAGGACGGUGAUGAAAGAGUACCUGAUGUGGUGGGGAAAUUCCUUAUAAGCAAUAAAGAUGUUGAUGUCUAUGAGCACAAAAUCUCAUGGUUUAACAACAUGGUUCCUGAGUCCAGAUGUUCAAAGCGUUGUCCACCAGGCACACACAAGCACAUAUUAAAUAUAACAUGCUGCUAUACUUGUAUCAGCUGCAGUGCUGGAGAUUAUUCUGACCAGGAGGAUCAAUCAACCUGUACCAAGUGUCUAAAUGGAACUUCUCGUCCUGCUUCAACGAAAUGUGAGAAAUGGAAGUUGGGGAUUUUGGAGUGGUCUGCAGCGCAUUCUAUUGUGGUGAUUAUUGGAACAGUAAUAGGCAUACUACUGUUAGUGGUCUCAAUUAUAUUUUUCAUUAAAUAUAGAGACCAUGAAAUAGUAAAGAAAAACUUCAGUUUAUUAUGCAUCAUGCAGGUAGGCCUGAUUGUAAGUUUUGGAAGUGUGAUAGCUUUUUUAGGCGAUCCAAGCUCCCAUCAGUGCAUGGUACAACAGGCCAUGUACGGUCUUGGAUUCACUCUCUCUGUAUCAUGCAUUCUGGUUAUUGCCUUUAGCUCAUUCUUAGAAUUCAUGUCCUAUGAUCCACAUAGACAGCUUUACUUAAGCAAGUUUAAUAAGCCUUUUGUCAACAUAGGCAUCCUCACUGUUGUUCAAGGUCUCAUUUGCCUCUUCUGGUUUAUAUUUGAUCCUCUUAAAGUUGAUGAAAAGCCAUCUGUAAAAGAUCCUCUUACCAUGAACCAUCUGUGUACUCAAGGAGCUGAGUUUAUUGGCUUUGCCAUGAUGCAUAUAUAUAUUGCUAUUCUAGCUGUGCUUUGUUUUGUGUUGGCCUUCAAAGGGAGAGAGAAAGAUACUGAGUCUAUAGUCUUCAGCAUGCUCUUUCAUUUGUUUGCCUGGCUUUGUUUUAUUCCACUCUUUGUCACACAAAUCGAACAGCGGCCCAUUAUCCAGCUCUCUGCCAUUAUGGUCUCCACCUACGGUGUCAUCUUCUGUCACUUCACUCCAAAAUGGUAUAGGAUAUUAUCAGAAAAUGCAGCGAGGCGAGCUAAUUCUCCACAAGUGGAUUCAUCUGCUGAAGAGGAAUUACAACAGCAAAUCAACAUGUAGAACAACCUCAUAAACCCAGCUUAACCCUCCUGACUCUUGACAGGCAGAUGGUCAGAAGUCAUUACUGUUUCCAAUAGGCAAAAUAUUUAGACCAAACACAAACAAAGCUGAAUAUGUUACAAUAUUCAAAAGAAGUAAAUUAUCUUAAAACAGGAUGUAUUUUUCCAGGCACACACAUUGUAUUUCCAGUUGCACUAAGAGUGGUAAAGGGUUUUUUCAUGCAUGUAGCUAGUAUUAUUACCAAAAUCAUGAAUUAUAUACAUCAAUACAGAAAUAGUUGCAGGGCACAAAAACAAUGUUUCCCAAAGAUCAUAUCAUUGCAAAGAUUUUAACUCUGAAUUAAAAAAAAAUCUUUGGUCUGAAUUGAAAAGGACUGCACAAACAUCUGCGUGCACAAACAUAAGAAUAUGAAAAGCUCUUGAAAUGCUGUGCAUAGAGGAAAGGUCUAAGAUCUCUCAUCAACCUUAUUAGACACUAUAGGAAGACAGAUUUAAAAUAACACUCUACAGCAUUCCAUUCUACCUAAUCUCACAAUAUGAAUCAUUACUGUUUUUGUAUUAUACUUUUCAUCAAAGCUGCCAAUAAUUGUAUGGAAUUUUUCAUUUUACAUAAAGCACAGUAUUUUUG